AUGUAUAUCACGCCUGCGCUGGUCGCUGCCUCUCUCGCCCUGGAGGCAUCUGCCUUCCUGGUGCCUCUGGAGGUUGCAACUGCUGCGAAGCAGGCAAAGUCGGAACUUGCCUCGCUCCUCGCCACAACUGGCCACACUGUUGAUCUUGACUGCCCCGAAUGUCCCUACUUUGGCACUGAAGACACGGACGACCUGCAAGAAGAUGUCGAGAACAAGAUUCAUCUCGAAUUCGACGUCGACUCUCAGCUUGGACUGACCAUUAAUGACCUUCCUGUCUUUUCCUCCGACCUUGAUACCGCCUCUCUCCCCUAUAUCAUCUCUGCCCCUCAGAUAAGAGUAGAAGACGGUCAACAAACAGAUCCUGUGCAACUGGACUUUGCUUGGGAGAGGUUAACGCCCAUCACCUCCGCGGACGAACCCGACAAAUCCAUCCUCCCUAUUCAGUUUACAAUCCUUGGUCUGCAAGGCUAUCCUGUAAAAGUCGACACCAUUACCAUCGAUCUUCUCCAGACCCCCGACCAAACCUCCAUUGCCCGUAUAAGCACGAUCCCCUUUGAAGAUACACCCGGUGCCACAACUUGCGACACUACCUCAAGAUGGUCUCUUUGCCGUUUGCGUGCCAUCAUCGUCGCCCGUCUCCAAGCAAUCAUGGAAGCGGCCACAGCACGUGCUUCUGCGGCUACCAAGGCUUGGGGUGGCAGCAGGGGCUGCCGUGGCCGCAAGGGUCCCAAAGGAUUUGGUCCUAUGGACGGUGAGGGUGCUCAUCACGCCCAUCACAAGGGCGGCCCUCACCGUCACGGUCUCCACCAUCGGCAUCACCGUUUCCACCGCUUUGGCCACAUGCUUCACCAAACACUACGUUUCUUCGUCAUCCCUGCCCUGUUGGGAGUCAUUGGCGGUCUCGUGGCCAGUGCCAUCGGUAUGCUGGUUGGCCAAAUGAUUUCCUACCUAUGGAUCAAAUUCCACCGCAAUGGCCGACGGGGUAACGCAGGCCACGAUAUUCGCGUUGUUGAGAUCGUGAUUGAUGAAGAAGAGAAGGAUGCCUUGGUCAUGAAUUCGCAGAUCGAGAGUGAACUGCCUCCUCCGCCAGGCUAUACGGAUGUCGAAGCUGGUGCGCAGGAAAAAUCGCAGUAA
Fonsecaea erecta is the source of this 1134-nucleotide messenger RNA. RefSeq lists its product as hypothetical. The record is from RefSeq and is a predicted model, not a curated record. The transcript has 2 exons. Lineage: Eukaryota; Fungi; Ascomycota; Eurotiomycetes; Chaetothyriales; Herpotrichiellaceae. Bases 1 to 1134 code for a protein of 377 amino acids.